AGAAACGCACUCUAGUCACUCCUAAUCACUGUCAACUAUCAACGGCCGUGAUUGAGAGCGUCCCGCGACUACAAACAAUUGUCUCUUCUUUUCAUGAGAAGUUUGGAGUUGUUGUCAAACUUGGACCUUAUAAGUCAACACUGGAUUUACAUUUGAAGAAAAAGAAGAUAUUUUUAUGUCAGCGUAAAGUGGAAUACUUAUCAAAUCUUCACAAGGAAAUUCUAAACGUCACAAGGAAUCGCAAGAAUGUUUCUUUAUGAACUUGUCGCACACGUCAACAUAUGUUUUGUAACUUUAUAAACUAAAACAUGCAGCUUCUUGGUGCAUUUAGUAAGCAGAACAUGUCUCUCUUGUAAAAGCGUUCAGAGGACGACUUGGGAAUUGUUUCUCUUCUAUCCCAGUAAAGUUCUGCUGCUGUUUCGUUUUUGUUUUUUGUUUUUACCCAAAACUGAAUCUAACCUCAGUUUAAACUCGUUUCAUCAUCGGCCCACAAGGGCUUGGUCGACUUCAGUCAUGAACGUGCCAAGGUGCUCUGGAGUUUGCGCUAUGAUGAGACUUCUGGCUCUGCUUAUACAUGUUUUGUCAACGACAGCAAAGAGACACGUUGUAUACUGGAACUCUACAAACACACGGUUAACAGGAGAUGAUUACUCUGUCCAGGUCAAUCUGAGUGAUUAUCUGGAUAUACUGUGUCCCCACUAUCCUGCCGACCACCCGACGAGCGGCCCUGUGGAGACUCUGGCUCUCUACCUGGUGGCUCAGCACCAAUUCAGGGGCUGCGUGGAGACUAAAGAUGCCAUUAAGAGAUGGGAGUGUAACCAGCCAUAUGCUCCCUAUGGCCCUGUCAGAUUCUCUGAAAAGAUCCAGCGCUUCACACCCUUCUCCCUGGGCUUUGAAUUCCUUCCUGGAAACCAUUACUACUAUAGCUCACUAUCCACAGACGAUGGACCCCCCCUCCCUUGUAUGAAACUACGAGUCACUGUGUGCUGUUCACCAACAACAGCUGGAUCAUCAAGACAAGAAGGGUCCCAGAGUCUGGAGGAAGAGAGGAGAGGCACACAAUCCAUGUUG
Molecule: messenger RNA, 1071 nt
Organism: Megalobrama amblycephala (Wuchang bream)
Lineage: Eukaryota; Metazoa; Chordata; Actinopteri; Cypriniformes; Xenocyprididae
Product: ephrin A4
Exons: 5
Biological process (GO): ephrin receptor signaling pathway; axon guidance
Cellular component (GO): plasma membrane
Molecular function (GO): ephrin receptor binding
Source: RefSeq, a predicted model, not a curated record